AAACAUGGCAUGGCAAAAAAUGACAAGAAUGCAGAGGAAGUCGAGUGGAAAAGCCACAUACAAAAAAAAAACCAAAAAAACAAUUAAACGAAUUUUCAAACAGAUACCACCAUGGUUCGCACUCAUAUAUGUAUGACAUGAUCCUUGAUGAGACUAGAACAUGCUUGGGCCGCUCUCUCAACUCUUCCCUGCCUAGGGUCCAUUGCUGCCCACCAUUGUGCUCACCUCGUCACAGCACACUUACACGGCUUCGGGGUCGGAUCAUGGAAGCGACUACCUACACAGACAUAUCUCAACGUAACUCUGCUGACUCCAAGUCACGGUGAUAUCUCUCGGAGCCUCCCUUUCUUAAUCGUAGUAGGUAUGAUUUAGGAAACGCCUCGUCCGUUAUUCUCCCUAUCUAAGCUCUCAUCCAGAAUGGGCACCCUGUCAGCGUCCACGUCCGGUUGCUUCUCAGUGACUCCAUUUCCGUUCAUUGGUACAUAUUAGCUCCCAAAGUAAAGCUAUGGAUGAAUAUACUGUCAACGAGUGGUUUUCUUUCCCCCCGAGGUUUUCCAAGGACAUUGACGAGGAAGCUCCUUUUACGAUUUCGUAGUAGGUGCUUGGUGGUGUCACAAGAAUAAAUCGAUUGAUAAGGUAAGCUGGAUGAACCGGAAAGGAGUAGGGCGGUUUUUUUUUUUUUUUU
Messenger RNA from Colletotrichum phormii, 685 nucleotides. RefSeq lists its product as uncharacterized. The record is from RefSeq and is a predicted model, not a curated record. The transcript has a single exon. The coding region runs from base 148 to 372 and encodes 74 amino acids. Lineage: Eukaryota; Fungi; Ascomycota; Sordariomycetes; Glomerellales; Glomerellaceae.